Messenger RNA from Triticum aestivum (bread wheat), 1135 nucleotides. Its product is annotated as F-box protein At5g03970-like. The record is from RefSeq and is a predicted model, not a curated record. Gene Ontology annotation, molecular function: protein binding. The transcript has 2 exons. NCBI's taxonomy places the organism in Eukaryota, Viridiplantae, Streptophyta, Magnoliopsida, Poales, Poaceae. The coding region runs from base 44 to 1135 and encodes 363 amino acids.
CAGCCGCCGCCGCCACUGACACCCCCAACCCCGCUUGCCGGCGAUGGCGCCACUGGAGGACGACGACCUGCUCCGCGAGAUCCUCGUCCGCCUGCCCCCGCAGCCCUCCUCCCUGCCCCGCGCCUCCGCCGUCUGCAAGCGCUGGCGCCUCCUCCUCUCCGACCCAGGAUUCUCCCGCCGCUUCCGCAUCCACCACCGCCGCAGCCCUCCCCUCCUCGGUUUCUUCCGCAGAAAUGACGCCCUGCCCGUCGUACCCACUCUCGACGCCCCGGAUUGUGUUUCCCACGGUCGUUUCUCCUUGCAGCGCGGCGACGGCGACCAGUUCAUGUCGCUCGGAUGCCGCCAUGGCCUGGUACUCGUCUUCAACAAACCGAAGAAUCAGAUCUUGGUGUGGGACCCCGUCACCGGCGACCAGCACCGCCUUGUCGUGCCUCCCGGGGUUGCGGCACAUGCAGAGAAGACAACGAUCAACGGGGCGGUGCUUCGUGCUGGUGCCGCCGGAGACGACGAUGCCCAGCACUUCCAGGUGGUGUUGGCAGUGGCAGACAACGACGACGAGCAACACAGGCAAGCACUUGCCUGCGCAUGGGGUGAUCUUGUCUCAACACAGCUUCCAUCUGACGUUCUAAUGAGUGAUGCUGCCAUCUUGGUUUCUACUGACAAGCCUGCUGUGCUGGUUGGGGAUUCCCUUUACUGGAAGCUUGCUGGGAAUAUUGAUGGAAUUCUCAAGUUUGAUUUGGAGAAACAAAGUCUGGCUGUGAUACGGGUGCCAGUGCAUAUCCUUGAAGAGGGCCAGUACAUGUUCUUGAUUAUGCGGGCAGAGGGUGGUGGCCUUGGUUUACUCAUCCAGACAGACUGCAGCAUCCAAUUGUGGAAGAUGAAGACUGAUUGUGACGGUGUCGCUUCAUGGGGGCUUGGAAGAACCAUUGAACUGGACAAGCUACUUUCCCUGAAUUCUGAGGAGACUGACAUGUUGAUACCAGGGCUCGAGGAGGAAAAUAAUGUGGUAUUCAUGUGGGCAGAUCACAUUGUCUUUACGGUCCAUCUUGAGUCAAUGAAGUUCAAGAAGCUUUCUGGAACCUACCCCCUUUCUCAUUAUCAUCCAUUCAGAAGUGUCUAUGCGGCAGGUAUCUAG